Branchiostoma belcheri (Belcher's lancelet) is the source of this 2160-nucleotide messenger RNA. RefSeq lists its product as uncharacterized. Bases 79 to 1113 code for a protein of 344 amino acids. Gene Ontology annotation, molecular function: cadherin binding; calcium ion binding. Lineage: Eukaryota; Metazoa; Chordata; Leptocardii; Amphioxiformes; Branchiostomatidae. The transcript has 3 exons. Gene Ontology annotation, biological process: homophilic cell-cell adhesion. Gene Ontology annotation, cellular component: membrane; catenin complex. The record is from RefSeq and is a predicted model, not a curated record.
AUCUUACUUAGCGACGGCAGUUUCAGUCGGUUUGGGUCCAUACCUAUAUUUGUUGGGAAUCCUAACUUCCAUGCGCCAAUGUUUGACCAAGCUGUGUACCAAGCGACCGUGCAACAGGACUUACAAGUGGGAACCAAUCUCAACCUCAACAUCUUCGCAUGCGACUUAGACUGCCCGGACUCUUGCAACGUCUCCCUACCCACAAACUGUACAGAGGAUUCAGGUCGUCUGACUUACGGUAUCGCAGAAAAUAUCAGAGACAUCUUCGUGAUCAAUGUUACCACUGGAAUCAUCAGCACACAGUGGCCGCUAGAGAGUACGAUCACCAACUACAGUUUGGUCGUCAUCGCGAUUGACCAGGCGGAGAAUCCGCGUACUGGGUCGGCAAUGGUCUGGAUAAAUGUUGAAGACGUGGGGACCACUCCUGCACCGACAACCCCGUCACCCCUACAGUGUCCCGCCGAAGAACAGCUCCAGAACCUCCGCUACGUCCUCUUCGGAGUGAGCGGCUUCGCGGGGUUGUGGCUCAUGAUAACCAUUGGGCUUGUCGUGAGAUUGGUGACGACUCAACGGCGUAUGAAGUACAUGUCCACAGCGCACCUAACGACUCCAGCCUUCACUGCAAGCCAGUACGACUACGUGCCGUCAGAGACAAGGGACUACGCGUACGCGGAAGGGAUAGGUGCGGAUGACGACACGCCGCCACCCCCGCCCGUCGCCGACCGGCCUCCUUUGAGGACUUCUACCCUGAACAACGAACCGUUAGGAGCGCAGGCAACGGACCGCGGGUCCGGGUCAUAUAUGGAGAUGCGCUCCAGGAUGCGCUCAGAGCUGCAACGCCAGGAGCGAAUCGACGCCCGAGCUAGGGGAGACGGCGUCUACAGGGAGCUGAAGUAUGGCUAUCUGCCGCUCAACACUGCUGCCUCUGGACCAGUUGACCCUGCAGCAGACAAGUAUGGGUACCUGAAACCUGGCAAUAUUAAUCUAACACGUCUGAACAACCAGCCACAACCCAACAACCCCAACCCUGGCGACAUACGGCGGAACGACAUGUACACCACCGACAUCCCAAGCCCGGAUUACGAUAUGCUGCCUAGAAACACGCGGCUGUAAAUAUUGAUAUACAAAAGUGAACAUGUAUAUAUUGUUUUAACGGCUUUGUUACCUUCGCCAAGAAGGUUAUGUUUUCUUAGCGUUUGUCCGUUUGUUUGUUUGUCUGUGAACAGCAUAACUCAAGAAGCUUUGUAUGCAUUGUUAUAAAACUUGGUUGGUGGGUAGGUCUUGAUGAGACCUAUAAAUGAUUAGAUUUUGGGCCCCUUGGUGGCUUUCCUAAGUACUGCAGCAGAACUUCCUGUUUUGAUAUCUAAUGAUCUGGACAAGCUAUGGUCAUGAAUUUUGGUUGGUAGAUAGCUCUUAGACUACGAAAGAAGUGAAAUGAGUUUGUGCCCCCUAGCGGCUUGUUCUAGCACUGCAGGAGCGUUUGUUGAAAAAAUAUUCGAAGGAGAAUAAGAAAAAGAAAGAAAGAUGCAUGAUGCACUCUCUGACUCUCCGGAAAUUGGAAACGUGAUGACGUCAUCAGGAGCGCAUCAAAAGUGACAGGAAGACGGCCCCACCGGCACUUUUGAUGCGCUCCUAAUGACGUCAUGACACUUCCGACUUCCGGAGAGUCAGUGAGUGCAUCAUGCAUCUGACGAGAUCGACCGAAAUUUUAUGGUGAGUUUCUUCCUUGUGUUGGAACAAAGCUUGAACUCUAUAACUAGGAUUUACCAACACAGAUGAGCUUUCAUUCGACUAUCAAAUAGACAUUUUUAUUUGGUCUAGUUUGUUGUGCAUUGCAGGUGUGGUAUUUUGCUGUGGGACUCUUCAUAUUAGUAACUGUUAGAUCAUAUCGAAGAACACAUUAUGUAGAGUAGGGAUUUCUGAAAGAAUUAAAUUUUGAUGCAUUUGAUACUAAUAUUGUCUAGUUUUUGAUAAUGUGAAAACGAUGUUCAGAUAUACUGUUCAGAUUUUUAUGUGUUUUGUGUGAUAUUCAAUGAUUAACAAAUUACUUGACAUUAAUAUUGAAGCCAUAUCAAUGAAGCUGAAAUAAAGCAAUGACCAAUACAUGUAUCUAUUAAUAAAUAACCUACACCAGCUUGUGACACUUGUAUUUUUGAGGAU